Molecule: messenger RNA, 621 nt
Organism: Angiostrongylus costaricensis
Lineage: Eukaryota; Metazoa; Nematoda; Chromadorea; Rhabditida; Metastrongylidae
Source: the annotation of a GenBank genome assembly
AUGAGUGUGGCGAGCUCGGUACCGGAAGGUGCCAGUCCGCCUCCCGAACCGCCACCUCGGGACUACAGUGACAUGACGGUCGACUUUCGUGACGUCGAUGAUAAAGUGAAUGUAGACGAAAAACUUGUGAUUGAUGGAGACGUGAAGAUUAGGGCUCGUUUGGAGGCAUGUCGUCAGGGUAUGAUACAACUUGAAGCACUACGGACUAAACACAUAAAACUAAUGCAGACUCUGCGAAUCGAUCAUCUCAAAUAUAUCGAUAUCGAGUUCUCAUCAAGUGAAAUUCCAAUGGAGAUGAUAUUUCAGGAAAUGCGUGGUCGACUUCCGACGAUUCCCGGAUGCGCAGACGUGCAGGCGAGAAUCAAACGCACAGCCGCCAUCUCCGAUCGUUCGUCUCUUCAGAGCGUCGACAGCGGUGUCAGCUCACUCGGGCAGAGAUGGUCGGUUAAACAGGAAGAGAAAAUUCCAUCACAUCGUUGCAGCUCUAUUUUUGAUUUGCGCUUUCGUCAACUCGCCGUGGGUUCACUGAAAGCGGUGCACGAUUUUCCAAUUCUCCUGACUGGUGAAUUUAAUGGAGCGGUUUCACUUUCUCAGAGCGGUUUCGUGUGUGGAAUGCGGUGA